AUGUCGUACAGAAUAGAUUUCGAAGGCAGCUCUGAGAUUGGUGCAUACAUGUCCCUGACCAACACAUACUGUGUGAUUGGCCGGAGCCAGUCGAACAACGUGCUCAAGUUUCUCCAGGAAAACGUUGCCAUUCCGAUUGUCGAGACGACGAUCAAUAGCAUCCGGAGUGUGGGGUCGCAGUGCAGGGGGAACCGGCACGGACUGCUUGUCCCGCACACGAUAACGGACCAGGAGAUAAUGCACAUAAGAAACUCGUUGCCGGAAGAUGUUGUGGUUCGGCGAAUUGAGGAGAGACUGAAUGCUCUUGGGAAUGUUAUUCUUUGCAACGACCACAUUGCCAUUAUACAUGGAGACCUUGACAAGGAAUCCGAAGAUCUUAUCAGGGAUGUGCUGCAGGUUCAUGUCUACAGGCAGAACAUAGGGCAGGAGCCCCUUGUCGGAACCUUUGGAGCCCUGAACAACCAAGGGAUGCUGGUCCACCCCUUCACCAGCACAGAGUGCCAGAAGGAGCUUAGCGAGCUUCUUGAGGUAAAUGUCGUUGCAGGGACGAUCAACGGGGGAAGCCAGUGUGUUGGAGGGGGGGUUGUUGCCAACGACUGGAUGUGUAUUGCAGGGAUCAAGACAACCAAUGUUGAGAUGGCGGUCAUUGAAGGCGUGUUUGAUCUUACUGGGGACCAAGACCUGGAGGCAAGGAGAAGAGCUAUAGUAGAUGCCAUCGUUCGAUAA
Molecule: messenger RNA, 726 nt
Organism: Encephalitozoon cuniculi GB-M1
Lineage: Eukaryota; Fungi; Microsporidia; Unikaryonidae
Exons: 1
Coding region: 1-726 (241 amino acids)
Biological process (GO): cytosolic ribosome assembly; maturation of LSU-rRNA; maturation of 5.8S rRNA
Cellular component (GO): cytosol; preribosome, large subunit precursor; nucleolus
Molecular function (GO): ribosomal large subunit binding
Source: RefSeq, marked provisional